AAUCUUAUAUUGUAAUAAAAUUAAAAACUGAAACCGAAAAAAUUAACCUUAAAAGGAUACAAGUCCUCGAUUUGAAAGAUAAAGUACUUUUGGAUAAACAGAUGAAUAUUAUUAAUAAAGACGAUCAAUUUUAUAUAUCGGAACCAAUAGUUUUUCCUAAAGAUACAUUCAAAGUAUUGAUGAUAGCAGAGGAUGAAAAAACAAAGGAAACUAUAAAACGUACUUCUUUACCUAUCGAGCCGCAACAAGUUUUUCCAGAUUCUAUUAAAGACGAAGCACCUAAAGUUACAAUUACGGGUGACAGUAAGGUGACAUCAUCUUAUGGGAGUCCUUUGCAGUUGACUUGUAGAGUAACUGGACAUCCUAAACCUAAUAUAUUAUGGACAGAUGAUGAUGGGUCGACCUUGAAAUUUACGGUCACAACACUUAAAGAGGAAUAUGAAUUUGUAAGUGUAUUGGAAAUAGAUAAAGUAAAUAAAAAGAACACAUAUGUUUGUAAAGCUACUAAUAGUAUAAGCAGCGAUGAGAAAAGUGUUGAAGUUGAAAUGUCAAAUUAUUUUGAUGUUGUUAAUCUUUCCAAAGAUAAAAUAAUAGAGUAUAAUACAGAGGACAAAUUAUACUGCAAAGUAAACGCUAAUCCGCCCGUUAAUGUAACGUGGUAUUUAAAUGGAAAAAUAAUUGUAAAUGAUGAUAAUUUAAGCAUUACAUCAGAUCAAUCGACUUUACUAAUAAAAAAAAUGAAACCCGAACAUGUGGGAAAAAUUUUAUGUGAAAUUCGCAACGAUGUAAAACGGAUCGUACAUGAUCUCCAACUGACAAUAAUAGGAGUGGAGGCUCCAAAAAUCGAUAACAAAAUUACUGAAAUCUAUGCAAAUAAAGGCUCCAGUGCAAAAAUUUCAUGCAGAAUUUUAAAAGGAGAUCCAAAGCCAACGAUACAAUGGUAUUUCAAAGCAAAAAAUAAGGAUUCAUUUUAUCCAAUAAAAGAAUACAAAGAAGAUAUAAAUAUUGACAAGGUCACUGCUAACGUGGUUGGAACCUACAAAUGCAUUGCAAAAAAUGAAAUCGAUAAAGACUCUCACAUUGUUGACCUAAUUAUGGAAUACUCUCCUGUUAUCAUGGAUAAGGAAUAUAUUGAUAUCCUUAAAAGAAUGGGGGAAACAAUUACAAUAUCCUGUAAAAUACAUGGAGAACCAGCUCCAGAAAUACAUUGGUCAAUAAAUGGAAUAAAAGUAGAGGAUACCGAACUUUACAAAAUUUAUAGGGAUCACACAUUAACUUUCAAAGCUUCUAUAAAAACAAUGGGAAUGUAUACUUGUGAAGGUGUGAACAAAUUGGGAUCUAUUAAAUAUAUUGCAAACGUAAGCGUUUUUGAACCGGUCAGUUUUGAUGUACCAAAGACGUUGACGAUUAAAAUAAGGCUUAGACGCACAUUAGAUAUAACGUGUCCAGUGAAAGGAUACCCGACACCAUUGCUACGAUGGGAAUUUCAUUCACGUGAUGGCACAAAACGAAGAAUUCUUAGUGAAAAAGCCCAGUUGGUAAUUCCGGCGAUUGCGGUAAAUGAUCAUGGGCUCUACGUUUGUAUUGCGAAAAACCCUGAUGGCAAAGAGAAGUCUAUUGCAUACGUCGUUAAUGUAGAAGUGCCACCUUCUAUCACACCAGAAGAAAAGGAAAUUGUAGCUAUUAAAGAUGAUAUAGGCAUAAGAAUACCGUGUAAUAGCAGUGGAAAUCCAAAGCCAAAAAUAUCAUGGAUAUAUAAGGGCAAUCCUUUAGCUAUAGGAAACGAAUACUAUAGUAUGGAAUCCGAUGGAACUUUGCUUAUUAAGAAUGUCAAAGAAUCAGUAGCAGGAACGUACGCAUGUGUUGCUGAAAGCGAACUCGGCAAAGUAUUUGAAAAUUUUAAAGUAGUAAUUAAUAAGUAUCCAAUUAGAGGUGGGAUCGUAGGUGAAGAGUAUUUAGUAGAAAAUAAACCCGCAGUGGUAAAAUGUAAUGUACCACAUACGUCUACAGAUCAAAUAUUAUGGUACAAGGGUAGAUUUGUGGUUGCACGUGGUGACUUAAUAUUCAAGAAAUACCGUAACUCUCGUAGUGGACUUUACAAAUGCCGUGUUAGCAAUUAUUACAAGUCUAUCACUGGAAACGUGAGAAUUAAAACGGUAGUUAAACCACGAUUUGUUUACUCACAUACCAAACAAACAUUUAUGUUUUAUGAGCCCGAUCUUUGUCUAACUUGUGGGAACAGUGCAAGUCCAAAAACGGAGAUUUCCUGGUGGAAAAAUAAAAGGAGAAUAGUUUAUUCUGGUGACACUUAUUGCUGCAAAAAUUCUGUAACCAGUAUAGGAGAAUACGAAUGUGUUGUUGAAAAUAAAUUUGGAAAAAUUAGUCGGAAAUUUUAUGUAAAGGCGGAUGAUUGCUUGUUAGAUAUAAAAGAAGAUUUAGAAAAAUAUCAUCCUCUCAUACUAAACCAAGACUACAAAGUUUCCGAUUUCUCGAUUAAAGAUGGUCAUUUAGCUAUACCUAUUGGUAACAAAGUUCAAUUUUUCUGUCAAGGAGGCUUUAAUAAGUUUACUGAUUCGAUAUUAAUAGCAGAAUGCAUGCAAAGCCAUACUUUUAAAAUAAACGAUGAGGAGGUGGAUUAUACUAAAUUGAAGUGUAAAGAAGCUUUGAAGCAGGUUACCAUUAAAACUAAAGAAGAUUGUGCCAAAGGUAACGGUGAAGUUUACCGAAUCGGUAUAUAUGUCAAAGAAUUUAUGGAAAUGUAUCAAAUUUGCUAUCACAAAAUACUUAAGAUUCCUUUGUACGGAGAGUACAAUUUAACAACAUCAGCGGCAGGUGUAAGCUGUGCAUCACCAGAAAUAUGGUUUAACGAUGAUGUGAUAAAUUAUAACAAAGAUGAAAUGUAUGAUUGCAAGCAACAAAGAAAUGAUCUAACCACAUUAAUAGGUCGAGAUUUACCUGGCAAAGAAGACGAAUGUUUUGGUUCCAGACAACUUGUAAACGAGAAGGACUUACCAGCCGGUUUUCCACAAAUUUUGGCUCACAGCUAUCUUAACAUUGUUCCACAAUGGAAUUCUGAUAGCAUGAAGAACUGGGAUAUUUUAGAAGAAAUACUAAGAACUGAAGUAAAGAAAAGGCACAGAUCAUUUACUAAAUCAAAUAUAUAUAUAAGAACGGGAGUAUCUCAACGCUUUCGACUUUCUUUAGGAAAGUCAAAAGUCCGGUCUGACAUUUACAUUAAAGAUAAAGCUGGAAAUAAGAUUUUACCGCCGGUGUACAUAUGGAAGGUAAUUACAGAUCAAUUUAGCGCCGCGACGGUAGCCAUCAUUCAAGUCAUGGUACCAGAAUCUUUAAGACGUGACAACACAAAAGAUUAUGAGAUAUGUGAAAAUCAAUGUGACAAGAUACAAUGGCUAAAAGGAAUCGAUGUUGAUUAUUUAAAUAGUGGUAACAUGUUCUGUUGUAGUAUUAACGAUUUUGAAAAGGCAUUUCGUUAUCCUGUUGCAUUCAGUAUGGGUUAUACAAAAAUUUUAAGUAUAAUAAGCAGUUAGCAAGCGCUAUAA
Messenger RNA from Papilio xuthus (Asian swallowtail), 3560 nucleotides. Its product is annotated as immunoglobulin superfamily member 10-like. The record is from RefSeq and is a predicted model, not a curated record. The transcript has 19 exons. Gene Ontology annotation, biological process: homophilic cell-cell adhesion; synapse organization. Gene Ontology annotation, cellular component: plasma membrane; neuronal cell body; axon. Bases 102 to 3548 code for a protein of 1148 amino acids. Gene Ontology annotation, molecular function: axon guidance receptor activity; metal ion binding; nucleic acid binding. NCBI's taxonomy places the organism in Eukaryota, Metazoa, Arthropoda, Insecta, Lepidoptera, Papilionidae.